This is a messenger RNA of Lodderomyces jiufengensis, 918 nucleotides long. Its product is annotated as GET complex subunit. Gene Ontology annotation, cellular component: GET complex. Lineage: Eukaryota; Fungi; Ascomycota; Pichiomycetes; Serinales; Debaryomycetaceae. The transcript has a single exon. The coding region runs from base 1 to 918 and encodes 305 amino acids. The record is from RefSeq and is a predicted model, not a curated record. Gene Ontology annotation, biological process: protein insertion into ER membrane; retrograde vesicle-mediated transport, Golgi to endoplasmic reticulum.
AUGUCAGAACCAGAUGUUAAACCUCAAUUAUCAGAGGAGGAGAAGAGAAGAAUACUUCGAGAAAGAAGACAAAAUAAAAUGGCAAAGGGCAAUGCUACAUCAAGAUUAAAUGAUAUAUUGACUCAAGGGACUUCAGUAAAAGCAUCAUCAGUUAAAUCAGUAUUAGAUAAACCACAACCAACAGAAACUACUCAACCAACAGCCAAAUCUACAGCUAUAGUAUCUCACGAUGAUGAUCCAGAUAUUCAAGAUAUUUCUGAUGUUGCUACUCCUUACAAACCAAUAGCAGAACAAAAUCCAGAUUUUGAUGAUAUGUUUCAAAAAAUUUUACAACAACAACAUCAUCAUGGAGAUGCUGGUUCGGGACAUAACCCCAUGGAUGAUUUAUUCAAGAUGUUUGGAGAUGCUGGAAACAAUACAUCUAAUGAAAAUUUCGAUUUCCCACAACUGGCAAAUCCUGAACAAAUUAAAUAUCAACAAGAUUUAAACAACUACUAUGCGUAUCAACAAAACUUAUGGAAAUUUAGAUUUUUAAUUGUUAGAAUUAUAGCAACUAUUGCAAAUUUCGCAUAUCAUUAUAUAAACAUUCCAUCAUUUGUUUCAUCAAAUCAUGCAUAUGUACGUGAUCUUGAAGUGAUAUAUCCAUUAAAGGGAUUCAUAACUUGGUUUUUUUCAAUAGAGAUUUUAAUUAUUGCAAGUUAUUAUACUAUAUUUGAAUCAUUAGGAUUAUUUCAUGCUUCAAAUCAAAAAAAUUUUAUAUUACAAGGUAUAAGUAUGGUAUCUAUGUUUGUCCCCAAUUUACAAGUUUAUAAACCAUUAAUUGCUCGUUUAUUAGGAUACAAAGAGUUGUUGGGUAUAUUUUUUGGAGAUUUAUCCUUGGUUAUUGUGUUGUUUGGAUUACUUAGUUUUCAAAAUUAA